AUGGCCGACAGCUUCAAUGCCGCCGGCCAAAGCCAGCGCCUGCGCGUCAUCAUGUUCGGCGCCAGGCAAUACGAAGUCGCCGCCUUCCGCAACGAGAUGAAGCUCUCUCCUGAAACUCAGCUACUCGACAUCGUCUUCGUUUCUGCUCCUCUCGACAAGAGCACUGCCACUCUUGCAGCGGGCGCCAAAGCUGUCUCCCUUUUCGCAAACGACUAUGCUGAUGCCGCCAUAUUGCAAAUUCUACACGCAUCCGGUGUAGAGCUUAUCACGCUGCGCUACGCUGGUGUCCCCGCUGUGGACCGCAACAAGGUCGCCUCGUUGAAAAUGCGCCUUGCCCCAGCACCCGCCCAUGCCCCAACCUCAAUUGCCGAGUAUACCGUCUUACUCAUACUCUCACUCAACCGCAAAUUACACCUCGCAUACAACCGAGUACGCGAGGGAAACAUGACCAUGCAUGGUCUAGUGGGCUUCGACAUGAAAGGCAAGGUUGUCGGACUCAUUGGGACAGGAAAAGUCGGCACUACAGUCGCCCGCAUACUCAGCGGGUUUGGAUGCAACGUUAUCGCGUUUGACAUGAUCGAAUCGCCUGACAUCAAGCACAUGGGAAUAAAAUACGUCUCCAUUAACACUUUGCUCGCCACUAGCGAUAUCAUUUCGCUGCACGCCCCACUCGUCUCUGGCACCAGGCACAUGAUUGGCGCACAAUCGAUACCACUGUGUAAGAGAGGGGUGCUUCUCAUUAACACCUCCCGGGGGGCCCUGCUGGAUGUAAAGGCUGUCAUCCCUGCUUUGCAGGCGGGGCAGGUGGGAGGGCUCGCCCUCGAUUCGUUUGAGGGCGAAGCUGACCUCUUCUUCCAGGAUCAUACGGGUGUCCAGACAAAUCCUGACUUUCAGCUCCUUAGAUCAAUGCCCAACGUCCUCAUCACCGGGCAUCAGGCAGCCCUUACUACAAAUGCCUUAGCGUCUGUUGCCAAGGCGACCCUGAGAACCCUCGUCCAGUUUGCGAGAGGCGAAGCCUUGGACUACGAGAUCGCCACUACCUGA
Messenger RNA from Chondrus crispus (carragheen), 1044 nucleotides. RefSeq lists its product as hypothetical. The record is from RefSeq and is a predicted model, not a curated record. The transcript has a single exon. The coding region runs from base 1 to 1044 and encodes 347 amino acids. Gene Ontology annotation, molecular function: NAD binding; oxidoreductase activity, acting on the CH-OH group of donors, NAD or NADP as acceptor. NCBI's taxonomy places the organism in Eukaryota, Rhodophyta, Florideophyceae, Gigartinales, Gigartinaceae.